CGGCCAGGUGCCCGCAGUGUCUCUUGCAGCUUUGCUGGCUCCUCAUAGAGCACUGCACACAUAGGAGCUCCCGACGGUGCGGUGUAGCGCAGCAGCGAAGGGGCCCAGGGUUCCUACAGCGCAGCCCCUCUGUCGCGGGUCCCCUCCCUCGGGGCUGAUCAUUAACUCAAAAGCAGUAUAAGGAGUAACUGGCCCCGGUGGUGAGCCGGAGGGACUCGUCGCCACCGCCAUGGACAGUACCACCUUGAGCCCCGCGGUUACUGCCACCGAUGCACCCAUCCCGACCUAUGAGCGCAUUCGAAAUGCGGCUGACAUCUCAGUCAUCGUCAUCUACUUCUUGGUGGUGAUGGCUGUCGGUCUGUGGGCCAUGUUUUCCACUAAUCGUGGGACUGUUGGAGGCUUCUUCCUGGCAGGCCGAAGCAUGGUGUGGUGGCCGAUUGGAGCCUCUCUCUUUGCCAGUAACAUUGGAAGUGGCCACUUUGUGGGACUGGCGGGCACAGGAGCAGCUGCAGGCAUUGCCAUGGGUGGCUUCGAAUGGAAUGCCUUGAUUUUGGUGACUGUGCUGGGCUGGAUAUUUGUCCCUAUUUAUAUCAAGGCUGGGGUUGUGACAAUGCCGGAAUAUCUGCGGAAGCGGUUUGGAGGCAAGCGGAUCCAGAUCUAUCUUUCUGUUCUGUCCCUGAUCCUCUACAUCUUCACCAAGAUCUCUGCAGACAUCUUCUCUGGGGCUAUAUUCAUCAAUCUAGCCUUGGGCCUGGAUAUAUACUUGGCCAUUUUCAUCCUGCUAGCAAUCACCGCCCUUUAUACAAUCACAGGGGGGCUGGCCGCUGUAAUUUACACAGACACCUUGCAGACAGCAAUCAUGCUGGUGGGGUCUUUUAUCCUGACUGGGUUUGCUUUCAAUGAAGUAGGAGGGUAUGAUGCCUUCAUGGAGAAGUACAUGAAAGCCAUUCCAACUAAGGUCUCUGAUGGAAAUAUAACCGCCAAGGAAGAAUGCUACACACCCAGAGCCGACUCAUUCCACAUAUUCCGAGACCCCAUUAAGGGAGACAUGCCAUGGCCUGGGUUUGUCUUUGGCCUGGCCAUCAUCUCCCUGUGGUACUGGUGUACAGAUCAGGUCAUUGUGCAGCGAUGCCUGUCAGCCAAGAAUAUGUCUCAUGUGAAGGCUGGCUGUACCCUGUGUGGUUAUCUGAAGCUACUGCCUAUGUUCCUCAUGGUGAUGCCAGGGAUGAUCAGCCGGAUUUUGUACACAGAAAAAAUCGCCUGUGUCCUCCCCUCAGAAUGUAAGAAACACUGCGGCACGCCAGUGGGCUGUACCAACAUUGCCUAUCCAACGUUGGUGGUGGAACUCAUGCCUAAUGGACUGCGAGGCCUGAUGCUGUCCGUCAUGAUGGCUUCCCUCAUGAGCUCCUUGACCUCCAUUUUCAACAGCGCCAGUACUCUCUUCACCAUGGACAUCUACACCAAGAUCCGGAAGAAAGCAUCUGAGAAGGAGCUCAUGAUUGCAGGAAGGUUGUUCAUCCUCGUGCUGAUUGGCAUCAGCAUUGCCUGGGUACCCAUUGUGCAGUCUGCUCAAAGUGGGCAGCUCUUUGAUUACAUCCAGUCCAUCACCAGUUACCUGGGGCCACCCAUCGCAGCCGUCUUCCUGCUUGCCAUUUUCUGCAAGAGAGUCAAUGAACAAGGAGCCUUCUGGGGACUGAUUAUAGGCUUCUUGAUUGGAAUCGCCCGUAUGAUUACUGAGUUUGCCUAUGGAACUGGGAGCUGCAUGGAGCCCAGCAACUGUCCCACGAUCAUCUGCGGGGUCCACUAUCUGUACUUUGCCAUCAUCCUCUUCGUCAUCACCACCAUCAUCAUCAUGGUUGUCUCCCUACUCACGAAGCCCAUUCCAGACGUGCACCUGUACCGUCUGUGUUGGAGUCUACGCGACAGCAAAGAAGAGCGUAUCGACCUGGAUGCAGGAGAGGAGGAGGACAUCCAGGAGGACCCUAAAGAUACAAUUGAAAUAGACACAGAAGCCCCCCAGAAGGAGAAAGGAUGCUUCAGGAGGGCAUAUGACCUGUUUUGUGGGCUGGACCAGGAUAAAGGACCAAAGAUGACUAAGGAAGAGGAGAAAGCCUUGAAGAUGAAGAUGACAGACACUUCUGAGAAGCCUCUGUGGAGGACAGUGGUGAACAUCAACGGCAUCAUUCUGCUGGCUGUGGCAGUCUUCUGCCACGCCUAUUUUGCCUGAACCCUGCCUUCUGGUGUAGACUUGGCAACUCUGGAAUUGCUAUUUCCCUUUAGACCCACUCUGUAGUGGCAAGGGGAAACUGGCCAGUUGUAGAUGUCACACAUUUGGAUAAAAGAUGUAUAAGUGUGAUUAUAGGCUUGCUGGAGGGAGAUGAUUAUGUCGCUGUGAAUUUAAAGCCAGUGUGCCACACCCAUCUGUCAUGCCAGAGCUUUAGAAGUGAAGUUGACUCAGACAGAAAAAGCCAUACUAAGACACAGAAGCCUUGUGUUGUCUGAUGUCACUCUGUCUCAGGGACACCCAGCUUGUAAUUAUUGUUUAUAAUCCUUAAAUGCUGUUUUUUAAAAAUUGUAGUCUGGUUCCUGUCAUUUUUCUACCUGACCCCUCACCUCUUCCUCCUCCUCCCAUUUUUUUUCUAAAAGAAAUUCCCUGCCAUUGCAACCCUUCCUCUAGAUUUUUUUUUUUUUUAGUUAAAAAAAAAUCAAUUUCACAAAUGUAAGAAUGCCCAGAAGCUGAGGAUGGGAACUUUGUCCCGUGAAUUUGUUCUUUAAAGUGGCAGUCUCAAGGAGACAGUAUUUACUUGAACAGGGUGGGAGACUCACACCAAUUAGGGGUACAGCCAAGCUUGAGUACUGAGAACUUUCUGGUCUUUAAAAACUGCCCAUUGUGUAUCUCCUGGCUUGUUACUCAUUGCAGUGGUCACGACACCUGAAGUGUCUUAGUCAUUUAGGAAUGUCUGUUGACUCCAUAAAUCUUAUGGCAUUUAUUGAUGGGUGCUGCCUGGCCCUUGUUUAGCUUUUAUUUUAUUUUAUUAUUUUAUUUUGGUUGCACAAAGCAUACCAAUGGAGUCUAUUAUGGAGUGGAAUGCAUUUUCUAGUGUCUCUCUGCCUCAUGGUGCUGAUGUUGACCUGCAAUAAUCUUAGAAAUUGACAUUACUUGAUAGGACAAAGUAAGUGCACCUGCAAGGACAUCUGCCACCCCAAUGCAGCACACUCUCCCAGGAAUCACGGAAAUAAUUAGCCUGAGGUCCUCUUUCCCAUGUGUUUGGCCACAAUAAUUGCCUUGUAAUCUGUCUUUAUUGGUGAUCAUCCACUGACCAGACUAAGGCAGCCAGCCUCAGUUCUAGAUGGGAGGUGCUUGAUGGUUUUAGUUGGAAGAAGACUGUUUAUGUUGAGCUAGGUUCCCAUGGGAAAAUAAUUUUCAUUUAACUUUUAAUUAAUUAAUUAAUUAAUUAAAAUUUCAAAAUCUUAAUUAUAUUGUAAUAUUAUCCUAUUGAAGCUAGGACACCAGCAUGUUAUUGUAGAAUGGUUUAAAGUUAGCUUAGAGGAGAGCUGAGUAAGGUGUUGGGCAUGGAAGUGGCUUAGAGUGUCAAUGGAUGGCUUGUUGUUACAGAAGAAAGAAAACCUGGAGAAAGUUGUUUAAGGUAUUUUUUUGUUCCUCUUAAGCUGUACUGAGAAGAGGAGAAAUUGGGGAACCACCCCUUUCUAGCACACUCAGGGUAUGUGUUCAGGGGGCUCAGGCUGGGUGGGCUUUGUGGUAAGUUGUGAGUCUUGAGAGGAGAAAGGGAGGGGCUGAAGCUCGGGGAUGCAAAGGGCAAUGAAAACUACCUAGUUGUUUUGGUUUCAUUGCAUGGCCAAUGAUUUACUGUAUAUAUUGUAAUAAAUUAUUUUGUCUGA
This is a messenger RNA of Arvicanthis niloticus (Nile rat), 3900 nucleotides long. RefSeq names its product solute carrier family 5 member 1 (gene Slc5a1). Gene Ontology annotation, biological process: transmembrane transport; sodium ion transport. NCBI's taxonomy places the organism in Eukaryota, Metazoa, Chordata, Mammalia, Rodentia, Muridae. The record is from RefSeq and is a predicted model, not a curated record. Gene Ontology annotation, cellular component: plasma membrane. Gene Ontology annotation, molecular function: D-glucose:sodium symporter activity.